This is a messenger RNA of Fusarium subglutinans, 1836 nucleotides long. RefSeq names its product carnitine o-acetyltransferase. Gene Ontology annotation, cellular component: mitochondrion; peroxisome. Lineage: Eukaryota; Fungi; Ascomycota; Sordariomycetes; Hypocreales; Nectriaceae. The record is from RefSeq and is a predicted model, not a curated record. The transcript has 3 exons. Gene Ontology annotation, molecular function: carnitine O-acetyltransferase activity. Bases 1 to 1836 code for a protein of 611 amino acids. Gene Ontology annotation, biological process: carnitine metabolic process.
AUGGCACCCACAAAGCGAGCGAACAGCUCCGCCGCCGCCUCCUCAGGCUAUGUUGAGAACCACUCCAAGGGACCUAUGCUGCGAUGGCAAGACUCCCUUCCUAAACUGCCCGUCCCAACACUCGAAGACACUGCGAAGCGUUAUCUCAAGUCGCUCCACCCCCUACUAUCUGCCAGCGAGUACGAGGCAAGCAAGAAGGCCGUCGAGGAAUUUGUCCGCCCUGGUGGUGUAGGCUCCAAGCUUCAGGAGAAGUUGGUGGCCAAGCGCGAGGACCCCAACACCAAGAACUGGAUUUACGAGUGGUGGAAUGAUGCCGCCUAUCUCUCAUACCGCGACCCCGUCGUCCCCUACGUCAGCUACUUCUACUCUCACCGGGACGACCGACGACGAAGAGACCCCGCGAAGCGAGCUGCUGCCAUCACAACCUCUGCCCUCGAGUUCAAGAAGCAGGUUGACGCCGGCACCCUUGAGCCAGAGUACAUGAAGAAGUUGCCUAUCUGCAUGGACAGCUACCAGUGGAUGUUUAACGCUUCCCGUGUUGCGGCUAAGCCAGCCGACUACCCUGUCAAGUUCUCGGCUGAGGAAAACAAGCACAUUAUUGCUAUUCGCAAGAACCAAUUCUUCAAGAUCCAACACGAAGUUAAUGGAAAGCAGCUCAAUACUUCAGAGCUUGAGCAGCAAUUUAAGCGUGUCUAUGAGCUUGCCCAACGCGUUCCUGCUGUUGGCGCUCUCACUUCUGAGAACAGAGAUGUCUGGACUGACGCUCGUGACAUUUUGCUCAAGGCCAGCCCCAAGAACAAAGACGCUCUCGAGGCUAUUGAGUCGUCCUCUUUCGUGGUUUGCCUCGACGAUGCGGCUCCAGUCACACUCGAGGAGCGUGCUCACCAAUACUGGCACGGCGAUGGUGCUAACCGCUGGUACGACAAGCCUCUGCAGUUCAUUGUCAACGACAACGGCACUUCUGGCUUCAUGGGCGAGCACUCCAUGAUGGACGGUACUCCCACUCAUCGCCUCAACGAUUACGUCAACGACCUCAUCUUUGGAAACAAGCUCGAUUUCUCUGAUCCCAGCAUCCGAUCCAACUUGCCUGAACCGCAAGUCGUCAAGUUCGAUAUCACAAAAGAAGUACAGAGCGAGAUUGAUCGCGCAACCAAGGACUUCAACGAUGUCAUCAGCAAGCAUCAGCUUGCCGUUCAAGCCUAUCAGGGUUACGGAAAGGGUCUAAUCAAGAAGUUCAAGUGCUCUCCUGAUGCUUACGUUCAGAUGGUUAUUCAGCUCGCCUACUACAAGAUGUAUGGCAAGAGUCGACCUACUUAUGAGUCCGCUGCUGUCCGACGCUUCCAACUUGGACGUACUGAGACAUGCCGAACCGUCUCUGACGACUCUGUUGCCUGGGUCAAGUCCAUGUCUGAUUCCUCCGUUGAUGACAAGACACGCGUGGAUCUCUUCCGCAAAGCUGUCAAUGCCCACGUUGAAUACAUCACCGCCGCCUCCGACGGUAAGGGAGUUGAUCGACAUCUAUUCGGUCUUAAGAAGCUUCUCGAGCCCGGCCAAGAGGUCCCCGCCAUCUAUCAGGAUCCCGCAUACAGCUACUCCAGCUCAUGGCACCUGUCUACCUCUCAGCUUAGCUCAGAGUUCUUCAACGGUUAUGGUUGGAGCCAGGUAAUUGAUGCUGGUUUUGGUAUCGCAUACAUGAUCAACGAGAACAGUCUCAACUUCAAUGUCGUUUCCAAGGGUCUGGGCAGUGACCGCAUGAGCUACUACCUCAACGAGGCAGCUAACGAUAUGCGCGAGCUGCUCACACCAACUCUUGAGCCCCCCAAGGCUAAACUGUAA